AGGUCAGAGACCUAAGUCUUGGCACUGGAGUUUGCAGACUCCCCGAUAGGUUUCCAAUCUGGUCGGUCGGUUUCCGCUAUGGGCCUGGAGCUGUACCUAGACCUGCUGUCCCAGCCCUGCCGCGCCGUUUAUAUCUUCGCCAAGAAGAAUGGCAUCCCCUUCGAGCUGCGCACCGUGGAUCUGAUCAAAGGUCAGAACCUCAGCGAUGCCUUUGCCCGGGUGAAUCCCCUGAAGAAGGUGCCAGCCUUGAAGGACGGGGACUUCACCUUGAGCGAGAGUGUGGCCAUCCUGCUCUACCUGACACACAAAUAUAAGGUCCCUGACUACUGGUAUCCUCAGGACCUGCAGGCCCGAGCACGCGUGGACGAGUACCUGGCAUGGCAGCAUACGACUCUGCGGAGAAGCUGCCUCCGGGCUUUGUGGCAUAAGGUGAUGUUCCCUGUUUUCCUGGGUGAGCCGGUAUCUCCCCAGACACUGGCAGCCACCCUGGCAGAGUUGGAUGUGAACCUGCAGUUGCUCGAGAACAAGUUCCUCCAGAACAAGGCCUUCCUCGCCGGGCCUCACAUCUCCUUAGCUGACCUGGUAGCCAUCACGGAGCUGAUGCACCCCGUGGGUGCUGGCUGCCAAGUCUUCGAAGGCCGACCCAAGCUGGCCGCGUGGCGGAAUCGCGUGGAGGCAGCAGUGGGGGAGGACCUCUUCCAGGAGGCCCAUGACAUCAUUCUGAAGGCCAAGGACUUGCCACCUGCAGACCCCACCACAAAGCAGAAGCUGUUGCCCAGGGUACUGGCCAUGAUCCAGUGAGCUGGGAAACCUCACCCCUGCACUGCCCUCAGCAGUUCACAAAGCGCUUUCAUUUUCUUUCUUUCUUUUUGAGACAGAGUCUUGCUCUGUUGCCCAUG
Molecule: messenger RNA, 899 nt
Organism: Saimiri boliviensis boliviensis (Bolivian squirrel monkey)
Lineage: Eukaryota; Metazoa; Chordata; Mammalia; Primates; Cebidae
Product: glutathione S-transferase theta-1
Biological process (GO): glutathione metabolic process
Cellular component (GO): cytoplasm
Molecular function (GO): glutathione transferase activity
Source: RefSeq, a predicted model, not a curated record